Messenger RNA from Micropterus salmoides (largemouth bass), 2389 nucleotides. It is a transcript of the gene ctnnbl1, whose product is annotated as catenin, beta like 1. The coding region runs from base 126 to 1865 and encodes 579 amino acids. The record is from RefSeq and is a predicted model, not a curated record. The transcript is spliced from 16 exons. NCBI's taxonomy places the organism in Eukaryota, Metazoa, Chordata, Actinopteri, Centrarchiformes, Centrarchidae. Gene Ontology annotation, cellular component: spliceosomal complex.
CAAAUGUUUUACGGCAAGCAUGAGGCAAGCUUGUUAGCCGGAAAAAUAGCAGCUGAAGUUUACGUUCCCUGUUGUAGCCUUAGCUUGAAAAAACAUUUUUACGUUUAGGGUUUUAACCUUGAGACAUGGAUGUUGGAGAGCUCCUGAGCUAUCAGCCUGAUAGAGGAGCAAAGCGUCCCAGGGUAGAAGAUGGAGGUGCAGCGGGAGGAGAGGAGGACUCUAGAGGAGGGAAGCAACAGAAAGGACUGGGUGCCAGGGAGUUAGCCAGAUACCGGGAAGCAUCAGCAGGGGUGGGACUGGAAGGAAGUGAGAUGAGGGAGACUGAAGAUCUGACAAUGGACAAAAAAAAGAUCUUGGAGAAACUGAUGGACCAGGAUGAAGAUGAACCCGAGGCAGAGCCAGUGGAUGAGAGUUCAGUGAAGAAAAUGAUCCUGACCUUUGAGAAAAGGUCGUACAAAAAUCAGGAACUGAGGAUUAAGUUUCCGGACAACCCAGAGAAGUUCAUGGAGUCUGAGUUGGAUCUGAACGACAUUAUCCAGGAAAUGCAUGUGAUUGCCACAAUGCCAGAUCUCUACCACCUGCUGGUGGAGCUUAAUGCUGUCCACUCACUGCUGGGCCUCCUCAGUCAUGAAAACACUGAUGUCGCCAUAGCAGUGGUGGACCUGCUGCAGGAGCUGACGGAUAUCGAUACACUCCACGAGAGCGAGGAGGGUGCUGAGAUACUCAUAGAUGCUCUGUUGGAGGGUCAGGUGGUGGCCUUGCUGGUGCAGAAUAUGGAGCGGCUUGAUGAACAGGUGAAAGAGGAGGCUGAUGGCACCUAUAACACGCUGGCUAUCAUAGAAAAUGUGGCAGAGUUCAGACCAGGCCUGUGCACCGAGGCAGCUCAGCAGGGACUCAUGCAGUGGUUGCUCAAGAGAAUCAAGGCAAAGAUGCCGUUUGAUGCUAACAAGCUGUACUGCUCUGAAAUUCUGGCUAUCUUGCUUCAAAAUAAUGACAAUACAAGAGAACUACUGGGAGAGAUGGAUGGCAUUGAUGUGUUACUGCAGCAACUAUCUGUGUUCAAACGUCACAACCCGUCCACAGCCGAGGAGCAGGAGAUGAUGGAAAACCUCUUUGAUACUCUGUGUUCCUGCCUCAUGUUGCCAGCCAAUCGGGACCGCUUUCUCAGAGGGGAAGGGCUUCAGCUAAUGAAUCUCAUGCUUAGAGAAAAGAAAAUGUCUCGUACCAGUGCUCUGAAGGUCCUGGACCAUGGGAUGAUUGGACCAGAGGGAGCAGAUAAUUGCCACAAGUUUGUAGACAUCCUUGGCUUAAGAACCAUCUUUCCACUUUUCAUGAAAACCCCCAAGAAGAUGAAGAAAAGUGGUGCUUCAGAGAAAGAACAUGAAGAACACAUCUGCUCCAUCAUUGCCUCUAUGCUGAGAAAUCUCAAGUCCCAACAGAGAAGCAGACUCCUCAACAAGUUCACAGAGAAUGACUGUGAGAAGGUUGAUCGACUGAUGGAGUUGCAUUUUAAGUACCUGGAGGCUGUUCAGCAGGCUGACAAGAGGAUCGAAGGAGAGAAACAUGAGAUGGUUCGUCGCGGGGAGAUCCUAGAUGACAGCAUGGAUGAUGAGUUCUAUCUUCGCCGUCUGGACGCUGGACUAUUCGUCCUUCAGUUGAUCUGCUACAUUAUGGUGGAGAUCAGCAACUCAGGGAUAUCACAGCUUCAGCAGAGGGUCCAUCAAAUUCUCAACCUAAGAGGAGGCUCAGUCAAAGUAGUGCGCCACAUCAUGAGAGAGUAUGCUGAAAGCAUCGGUGAUGGGAAGAGUGAUGAGUUCAAAGAGGCUGAGCGGAAAAGGAUUAUGGACCUUGUAGACAACUUCUAAUGUCACUUGCUCUCUCAUACACACACACACACUCACCCUCAAACACAAACAAUAUAUUCUUACACAUCAGAAAAUUAAAACCCCACUGUUCUGAUUUGGGACUGAUGGUGACCAUGACCUUGAGCCGGUCUGUGAGCUGAGGAGAUAAGGAUGUGGGCUGUUUUUCCCUAACGUAACUAAAGUCACUGGUUAUGUUUAAAUGCACAGCAAUAAAAUAAAAGCAACCCUUUAUUUACUUAUUUUUGUGGUUUAAAGAAAGGUACUUCUUAAUUUCAGUAAUUGCUGUGCAUGUAAACCUGCUCACUAUAGAGACAAUAGGAGUUGAGUUUGGAGAGCAAAAGAUUGGAGCUUGACUGAAACACACAGCGAACAUAAGAUGUACUCGGGGCUACAGUGCUGUAUAAUUUCCAUACUGUGGCUUUGAAUACUGCAGGAUAAUUAUGGACAGAGUUUGCUCUGGUUUGUUUGUUUUGGAUUUAUGUGUGAAAUAUUUUCUAAUAAAACAUUUGGUAAUAAAAUCCUGA